AUGGGUGCUGUCUAUUGCCACCCACUGAAGCAACUAUCUGUUGAACAUGGUUGGUUGAUGCUUUGCAGAAGGGUAUUUAGUGAUGGUGAGGUAGAAGACAUCGAGGAACUGAAGGAUGUUGGGAUGAAGAUAGUCAAGAAGUGCAAUGGAAUUCCUCUAGCCAUUGAAACAAUCUCAGGAGUCCUAAAGACAAAAGAGAGGAACAACAGGGAAUGGGAAAAGGAUACAACUUCACGGAUGUGGAUUGCAGAAGGCUUUGUACGAGCUGAGGAGCAGGUGGCGGCGGAAGACUUGGCAGACAAUUAUUACAGUGAACUAGUCACAAGAAGCCUUCAAAUAAUUGGUAAAGGCUUUGGAGAAAUGGAUUGUAAAAUGCAUGAUCUUCUGCGAGCCCUUGCUCUUUUAGUGGCACAACAUCAGUAUUUUUCUGGUGAUCCUCAGCAUUUACAGACUACUUUAGUGAAGCCUCGCCAUUUAUCUGUUGUGAAAAAAGGCCUAUCAACAAUUCCAGAAUCAGUUCAGAAGCAAAAGAUCAUAAGGACCUUAUUGCUCUCUGAUAAUCCCCUCAAAGGAGAUGCUUUGAAUGCACCUUUUGAAAGAUUUAGGCACCUGAGAGUUUUAGAUCUUAGUGGCACAGGGAUCAACAACCUGCCAGAUGGAGUGGGAAAGCUGAUACACAUAAGAUAUUUAAAUCUUUCUAAGACUGAACUCAAGGAGCUGCCAGAAUCCAUUGAGUACCUUCGAGACCUUCUGACCUUGGACCUCUAUUGGUGCAUAUACCUGAAGAACCUACCCAAGGGUAUCACACAAAUACAAAAUCUACGACGUCUUGACAUUGGUGAAACUGGACUGGAUUGCAUGCCAGUAGGAAUAGGAAGAUUAAAGCAACUCCAUACACUGGAUGGUUUUGUACUGAAUGACAAUAAUGAGAACACAGAUGAUCUUCCAGGAAGCAACAUAAAAGAGUUGACAAACCUGUCGGAGCUCAGAUCACUUUCAGUGCAUAACUUGGAAAGACUAUCUAGCAGGGAAGAAGCAGCUGAAGCAGCACUGAGAAACAAGCGCAACCUUGAAUUCUUAUAG
Molecule: messenger RNA, 1083 nt
Organism: Elaeis guineensis (African oil palm)
Lineage: Eukaryota; Viridiplantae; Streptophyta; Magnoliopsida; Arecales; Arecaceae
Source: RefSeq, a predicted model, not a curated record